Molecule: messenger RNA, 10820 nt
Organism: Numida meleagris (helmeted guineafowl)
Lineage: Eukaryota; Metazoa; Chordata; Aves; Galliformes; Numididae
Gene: CNTNAP5
Product: contactin associated protein like 5
Exons: 25
Coding region: 499-4419 (1306 amino acids)
Source: RefSeq, a predicted model, not a curated record
GAUUCCCCGGGGGUGAGGCUGAGCGCUGGGACCGGGGUCUGUAAGGAUGUAUCGGCACUACGUGCAGCAUCUGAUUUACUCCGUGAUUCUGAUGCUUAUCAACAACGCGUGAAGAUUGCAACGAGGAUCCUCCCUGGAAGGCGAGGAGGAGUGACUUCCAGGGGGCUGGGAGGAGGUGGAGUGCAGCUCUCGCCUAUAAGGAGGUGCCCAGCGCCCGGUGCCGCUUCCAGCCGCAGCUCGCGAGGCGCAUUGCCGCGGCGGCUGCCGGGCUGAGCGCUCGGCUCGGGCGCUGCCGCCGCUUUUUGGAACGGCUUCCCCCUACCAGGACUGCCGAGCAGGGUCCCUUGGCUCCACCUGCCCCUGAACCCGGAGUGCCUGGAUGCUGGAUGGAGUAAAUGAGCGGAGAAAGAGGGAGCGCACAAAGGCUGAGAGGCGCUCGGAGAGCGGGACCGGGGGAGACAGGCGGGCGGCUGCUGGCUUCCCCCCGCGGGGCUGAAGAUGGAUUCCCCAGCCCUCGGGGCUAUCGCUCUGCUGCUCGCCGGUUUUUGGCACCUGGGAUUGACCGCGACAAAUUAUAAUUGUGAUGGUGCAUUGGUAUCUGCCUUACCUUCAUCAGCCUUUACCAGCUCCUCUGAGUUCUUCAGUACUCACAGUCCCAGCUUUGCAAAGCUCAACAGGCGAGAUGGAGCUGGAGGCUGGUCCCCGCUGGACUCCAACGAGCAGCAGUGGCUCCAGGUUGAUCUAGGAGACAGAGUGGAGAUUGUUGGGGUCGCUACCCAGGGCAGGUAUGGGAGCUCAGACUGGGUAACCAGCUACAUGCUGAUGUUCAGCGACACCGGCCGCAACUGGAAGCAGUACAGAAAAGACGACACCAUCUGGGUUUUCACAGGGAACAGCAAUGCUGACAGCGUGGUUCACCACAAACUCCUGCACUCCAUGAAGGCCCGCUUCUUGCGCUUCAUCCCUCUGAAGUGGAAUGUUGGUGGUCACAUAGGGCUGAGAGUGGAGGUCUUUGGCUGUGCCUAUAAGUCAGAUAUUGCAGACUUCGAUGGCAGAAGUUCCCUUCUCUACAGGUUCAAUCAGAAGCUUAUGAGCACAUUCAAAGAUGUGGUUUCCCUAAAGUUCAAGAGCAUGCAGGAGGAUGGAGUCUUAUUCCACGGAGAAGGACAACGUGGAGACUAUAUUACCCUGGAACUGCAGAAAGGGAAGCUCUCCUUGCACAUCAACCUAGGGGACUCCAACUUGCACUUCACUAACAGCCACACAUCCGUCACCCUGGGCAGCCUUCUGGAUGACCAGCACUGGCACUCGGUUCUCAUAGAGCGCUUCAACAAGCAGGUGAACUUCACAGUGGACAAGCACACUCAGCAUUUUCGAACGAAGGGGGACUCGGAUCACUUAGAUAUUGAUUACGAGCUCAGCUUUGGAGGCAUUCCUGUCCCAGGGAAACCAGGAACCUUUCAGAGGAAAAAUUUCCAUGGCUGCAUUGAGAACCUUUAUUACAAUGGAGUCAAUAUAAUUGACCUGGCAAAAAGGCGCAAACCUCAAAUCUAUACUGUGGGGAACGUGACCUUUUCCUGCUCAGAACCACAAAUUGUUCCCAUCACCUUUGUCAGCUCCAGUAGAAGCUACUUGUUACUGCCUGGCACUCCUCAAAUUGAUGGGUUGUCAGUCAGUUUUCAGUUUCGAACAUGGAAUAAAGAUGGCUUACUCCUGUCCACCGAAUUGUCUGAAAAUUCAGGAUCUCUUUUGGUUUACCUCCACGGUGGGAGACUGACACUUCUUAUUCAGAAAGUGGCAGAAGACCCAGUGGAAAUCAGUGAAGGCACCAAUCUCCAUGAUGGGCUUUGGCAUUCACUUAACAUCAACGCCAGAAGACAUCGCAUUACCCUGACACUGGAUAACAAUGCUGCCACUGCUAGCCAUGCGACCACUGUCUCAAGAAUCUACUCAGGGAACAGCUACUAUUUUGGAGGAUGCCCUGACAACUUCACUGAUUCCCAAUGUUUAAAUCCCAUUACUGCUUUUCAAGGCUGUAUGAGGCUCAUCUUUAUUGAUAACCAGCCCAAGGACCUCAUUUUAGUUCAGCAAGGCUCCCUGGGGAAUUUUAGUGAUUUACACAUUGAUCUGUGUGACAUCAAAGACAGAUGUUUGCCUAACUACUGUGAACAUGGAGGAAAAUGCUCUCAGUCCUGGACCACCUUUUACUGCGACUGUAAUGACACAAGUUACAUGGGGGCGACCUGUCAUAAUUCUAUCUAUGAACAAUCAUGUGAGGCUUACCGGCACCAAGGGAAGACGUCAGAUUUCUUCUACAUUGAUUCUGAUGGAAGUGGACCACUUGGACCACUCCGGGUUUUUUGCAAUAUAACAGAAGACAAGAUCUGGACUGCAGUGCAACACAACAACACAGAGCUAACCAGAGUUCAAGGAGCUGGUCCAGAGAAGCCCUACACCAUGUCCUUUAACUACAACAGCAGCGCAGAGCAGCUUGAAGCUGUGAUAAACAGUGCAGAGUACUGUGAGCAGGAGGCAGCCUACCACUGCAAAAAGUCACGUCUCCUCAACACCCCAAAUGGAAUGCCAUUUGCUUGGUGGGUUGGACGUGCCAAUGAAAAGCAUCUUUACUGGGGAGGAUCACUUCCGGGCAUUCAGCAGUGUGCAUGUGGACUGGAAGAAAGUUGUCUGGAUAUGAGAUAUUUUUGCAACUGUGACGCAGAUAGAGAAGAAUGGACAAAUGAUACCGGCCUCCUUGCUUUCAAAGACCAUUUGCCUGUAACUCAGAUAGUGAUCACUGACACAAACAGAUCAAAUUCUGAGGCUGCUUGGAAAAUCGGCCCUUUGCGUUGCUAUGGAGACAGGCAGUUCUGGAACGCCGCUUCUUUCAACACAGAGGCUUCCUACCUGCACUUCCCCACCUUCCACGCUGAGGUCAGCGCAGACAUCUCCUUCUUCUUCAAAACUACGUCUCUCUCUGGUGUAUUCUUGGAAAACCUUGGGAUGAAAGACUUCAUACGAGUUGAAAUAAGAUCCCCCAAAGAGAUCACCUUCUCCAUAGACGUUGGAAAUGGCCCCACAGAAGCAACUGUGCAGUCUCCCACACCCCUGAAUGACAAUCAGUGGCACUACAUUCGAGCAGAGCGGAACCUGAAGGAAACCAGUCUCCAGGUGGACAACCUCCCCAAGAAGGUCCUGGAGGCACCUGCAGAGGGGCACUUUCGGUUGCAGCUCAACAGCCAAUUAUUUGUAGGGGGAACAGCUUCCAGACAAAAGGGCUUUUUAGGAUGUAUUCGAUCUCUGCAUUUAAACGGACAGAAGCUUGACCUUGAAGAAAGAGCUAAAAUGACUCCUGGUGUUAAACCUGGAUGUCCAGGACAUUGCAGUAGUUAUGGUAACCUGUGCCAUAAUGGAGGAAAAUGUGUGGAGAAAUAUAAUGGGUAUUCUUGUGAUUGCACCAGCUCAGCCUAUGAAGGGCCCUUCUGCAAGGAAGAGGUUUCUGCAUUAUUUGAAGCUGGCACUUCUAUUACCUAUAUUUUCCAAGAACCUUAUCCUGUCACAAAAAAUGCAAGCACUUCAAGUUCUGCCAUUUAUGCAGAUGCCGUCAUGUCCAAGGAAAAUAUUGCAUUUAGCUUUCUCACUGCACAUGCUCCAAGCCUUCUCCUGUACAUCAACACCUACUUUCAUGAAUAUUUGGCUGUGAUUCUCUCCAAGAAUGGAAGUUUACAGGUUCGAUACAAGUUGAGUAAGGAUGGACUGCUCAUCUUCACAAUUGACUCUGGAAAUUUUGCCAACCGAGAGAUGCAUCACGUGAAGAUCAACAGAGAAGGCAGAGAGCUCAUCAUUCAGGUUGAUCAAGUUAUCAAACUCAAACACAACUUUUCUGAGAUUGAUUUUAAGGCCAUCAAAUCACUUACUUUGGGCAAGGUCACAGAUAGUUUAUCACUGGACCCUGAAGUCUCAAAGGCAAAUGCCUAUGGUUUCACUGGCUGCAUGUCCUCUGUUCGGUAUAACCACAUUGCUCCCCUGAAAGCUGCCUUACGCCAUCCCAGCAUUGCUCCUGUGGCUGUCAAGGGCUCCUUGACUGAGUCCAGCUGUGCAUCCCUAAUGGAAGCUGAUGUGAACACGGCAACCACAAUAUAUUCCUCAUCAGAUCCUUUUGGGAAGACAGAUGAAAGGGAGCCUCUCACCAAUGCGGUCAGAAGUGAUUCUGCUGUGAUUGGAGGUGUAAUAGCAGUUGUGAUAUUCAUCAUCUUUUGCAUCAUCGCCAUCAUGAGCAGAUUCCUCUAUCAGCACAAACAGGCACAUCGAAGUAGCCAGACAAAGGAGAAGGAAUACCCAGAAAAUCUUGAGAGCUCUUUUAAAGCUGACAUUGACUUGCAGAACACAGUGAGCGAGUGCAAACGAGAAUAUUUCAUAUGAUGGACAAUGCAAUUUCUUUUUACUCUUACUCCCCUGAACUUCCUUCCUUCUUCCCCUGCCCUUUUUUUUUAAAAAAAAAAAUCCUUUUUUUUUUUUGCUUUCUUUCUUUUUCAUUUGAGAAAGAUCACCCUGCAAAAGAAACACUGACAACAAUCACAGUGCCUCAUUCUCUGCACAACAACCUGGCAAUCACAGUUUACUUCUGCAGCUCAAGAGACCUGUUACCCCACUCUAAACAAAAUAAGAUCCACACAUGCACCUGGUUUCUGCCAUGACUUCCUGGAUGUUUCCAAGUCCCUACUUUUGUGUUUGUUGUGUUUUUUUCCCCCUCUGGAACCAGUUAAUUCACCACAUUUACAAUAGAGCUGGGCUAUGUAAAGUAGCUGAGUACAUAGCUCUACAGAUAGUGGGACAGGAGAAAGGGAAAAAAUGAAACCAAACCACCUGACUUAUUUUACAGGCUCAUUUACAACAAUCAUAAAGAACCAGAAAAAAUCUCAAAUGAUAUGAAUAGACAUAUGCAUUGAUUUUGGUGUUACAUUAAUUUAUACCAGUUGAGAAACUGGUAUGAGGUAAUGAAAAAUAAAACUGUCUUUCUCAUUAAGCUCCUUCCCCCAACCUCCUGUCCUUUUACUGUAACUUUUAGGCUUACCAUUUCUUUUCCAACAGUGUAUGUAUCAACAAUGAAUAUCAUUCCCAUACACUUCUUUCACCUCCAUCUCAUAAGGCUGGCUUUGUAGACCCAACAUACUCUAGCAUAUCUCUAGCUGAAGCAUGGAAAAUAGUAGCUUGAAUCUCCAAGGGUUUUAGGAAGCUGCUAGGACUUAGGUGCACUAUAUUUGUCUGAAAUGUUAUAAAUGCAGCAUAUGUUCAUGACAUAUGGAGGAUUAUCAUGUGCUGAGGUUAAACACUGUUGCCACUGAGGCAAAUAAAAUAUACGAGAGGAAAAUUAGAAGUAGUUAAUCUUAAACACGAUAUGCCAGUUAUUAAGAUAAAAAUAAUAAUUAGAAGAAAUAAUUCCAAGUGCUCAAAAAACCCUGCAAAAACUGCAUGAAAGAUUGAGUGAUAUUUCUUUGUAGAAACUGGAAUAACCACUCCAAAGCUAAAUAACAGAGAUUUAAUAUUAUGUCUAAGAAGGUUAAUAUUUAAUCAAGCCUAUGAAAUCUGUGAAAAAAAUCCCAACUGCUUCAAUUAAGAGAAACAGUAGUGAAGAUUAAAGUCUUCUGUCCUUUACAGAUUGGGAACAAUACUGAAGGCUCAAAUCCUGCCCAUUUUAAUUGUGCUGCAUAGUUGUACUAUGAGCCUGAAAAAAAAAAAAUCUUCUUUUCAUUCAUAGAUGCUGUAAGGCUAGGGAACUGAGAGGUCCCUCCAGGGUGAGGUUUUUCACACCUUGCUUGCAUCUGUGUAACAUAUUUUCUUCACAGGGCUGCUGAAGAGUAUUUAAAAUUUACUGUCAGACUUGCAAGUUUCUCACUGGAGUUGGAUCAAUUCAACAGCUAAGAAAAAAAGAAUCCUACUUAUUGCUGUAUUCUUUGGAUGAGAAUUUAGUCAGGAGAAUUACUGUACAGCUGGAUCUCUUUCUUUGUCCCCUACAUCAUUCUGGAGUCAUCCUAGGGUGUCCACAUACUGAUUAUUUUCACAUCAAUUAAAAUCAAAGAAUUUUUGUGUGAAGUAAUGAUCAAUAGCAAAUUAUUGAUGAAAUUAGACAAACAACAGGUGCUUUAUUUCCCAGGCAGUGCAUUGGUCACAGAGGUAUUUUACAGGAUGCUUUGUGAUGGGAGGAGGGGUCAGACAAAGGAAAAAAUAAAGGACAGGUUGGAAGUGAUGAUUAUUUAUCACUUCCCUUGAUGAGAAGUAGAAUCCAGUGAAAAGAAAGCAAUCUUGGAAUGAUACUGUUCUUACACAAAGAGGAGUACAUGACACCGGCCUCACAACCAGAAGACUAACCAAGCAAUUUUACAAAGCUGGCUAUGCUGAAAUUAGAACUGGUUCCCUUCUUCCUUGACUAGGGUUGGCAACAGACUUUCUGGCUCAUGCUGGAUGUUUGUAUGGUAUACAAUUACUUGAGAGUGUUUGGGCAUGGUGAGAUGUGUAAUGAUGGAGUCAUUAGCUGUGUUCUCCUUAUGUUGCUUUAUCUUCCACUAUGAAAGCCUGGCAAAGCAAUUCUUUUCUCCUUCCUUUCCCUAGGUAAAGCUGAACGGUUUUUCACAUGAGGGAAGGAAUAAGCAAGCACAUGGGCACCUGCUCCCAUGUUUGAGUCAUUUUAUUUGAAGUGACCCCUGUCUGAGCCAACUCUGACAACCUAAUGUACUUAAUUGGCUUUACAAAGAAUGGAAUAGGAAGGAGGGGAAAGUGCAUAAGUGAAUUUUUGUUCCCCCCCCUCCAAAACAGUCUCUGUUCAGAAAGACACAAAUCAUCCUUGUGUUUUGCUGCAUGCUAGGUUGUAGGAAUAAAAGUACUACAAUAUACAACUACAGAGCGCAAAACACAGUGGAGUAGCUAUAGAAUGCAGACUAAGCAAUGGAGCACAGUCCUCUCAUUUUUCAAGUGACUUAAAUCACUUUCAGCAUCUCAGAACCUGAUUCCGCAGGAUGCUUAGAUUUCUCAAGGAGGAUCAAGUUCCCAUCACCAAAUGUAGAUACUGAUGUUGCUGCAAACGUUUCAGAUACUGUUCAGUGGCUCAAUUCUGGGAGAGGUGUAAGUAGUAUGUUACGUGCAAGCACAGACUGGCAAAACAGUGUGUCUUCUAUAUUUAUUUUCCUUUUCCUCAUUCAUUAUAGUCCAGGCUGGUAAAACUUGAAGCAUUUUGCUAUAUCAGUGUGCUUCUGUAAAAAGAACAAACUGCACAUACAUAAAUGCAUGCACAAGUAUAAAGAAACACAUGCAUCUGUACCUAUGGAUGUAAUGAGUGUCAAUGUUUAUAUGCUACAGGGCUGGAUAAAAGAGCACUUUUGUAGAGGUGUGCAUAUAAGAUCCUGCUUUUAAAUCAGGUUGUUAAUAUUCUUCUAACUAAAAAAAUAGCUAAAAACUACUAUAUAAAGGUAAACUCUUACACUAUUUCAGUUGCUUAUUUAUUUUGUUGCAGUGCUUUCUUUAGUGAAGGGCAUCAUUGGUUUACUUUAGUUCCAGUUAGUGGCAAUAAAAAUUAGAGAAAAUAAAUAAAUACAAGUUUUCAAAAACCUCCCUAUGUUAAAAUUGCCUUCAUUUUCCAUAGUUCAAAUUAGAUCUUCUUUCCCCUAUCUAUUGCAAAUCACUUGUAGUAUUCUCAUUAAAAGGGCCUUAAACCAGGGGGGUGGGGGUUCUUCCCUGUUCUCUUUUAACUAUCAUUCUAGGUAACAGUUUUCAGUAAACAUGAAGUACUUUUUACAUAUACAAAGUCAGGUCGUCUUCUAACAUAAAACCAAAGGGCACUAAAGGUUUUUGGAGGGUUUCUGUUCUGGAAUGUUUUUUGUUCUUUUCCCUAAGAAAAGUUCCAUAGAGAAUGGAAGGGGCAAUUAGAAGGAUCCCAAGUCCCUUUUUUCCUUCUACAGUUAUGUCACCUCUGAAAAAUAAUUUCUUCUAGGGAUUUUUAGGCUACCAAAUACUGAGAUUGAGACUUAGGCACUGCAAAUUCCUAUUUCCCAGAAACAACUCAACUUUGCCCAUAAUAGCCACGCCUUGCACAUCUGCUUUGCUGUGAGAUGUUUUAAAUACUACAGGGCAUUUAAGUUCCUUUGAAGAUUGGGCCCCAUUUCUCUUCUAGAAAUAAAGCAUUAGUCCAAGUAAGCCACCAGUGUAAUUUUGCAGUAAGUUUUUUCCACUGUCCUUAUUCACUUACGGGAGAAAAGACUGCAAGUGUUUGGAGUGCAUUUUUAACAUAUACACCUUUUUUUUUUCCUCUCCUUUUUUCUUGGCAUGGCAGGGCACUACAGUGAGAACAAACCCAGGCAGGAGACAGGCUUUUAACUCACACUGGCUAAGCCAGGAUUCUCAUUUGGGUGCAAGAAGCUUCAGAAAAAAAAAAGCCAUUUAGAGCUGUGCUAAGAUUCAGUCCCCUAACACUUACAUUAAAAUAAAUGGCCAAAAAAAAAAAUCAAAGAUGAGAUGUAUCAUCUCUUCUUUGUUCUAACUUGAUCUAGCCAGACUGAACCCAUCCUAUUUAUCAAUUCCUAGGUUUUUACAGUGUCAGCCAAAACAUUACUUUAAUUAGAUGUUUGCCUAUAUUAGCAUUUAGCUGACACACAUUUGGUGAGGAACAAUCAAUACAUGGUUUUGCUAGACUGGGGGGAUAUGAAUCUUCUCAUAAUGAUGUCCGACAUUGAUUUUGCUUAGUGUAGGACUGAGCCCUAGACCAUGAAGAACUUGAAGACUGUCUUUGAGUCUUUUCAUUUUGUUUCGGUUGGCAUUUGUUUUUACAGGCUACUUGUUUCACACUUGUCAUUAAGUCAGUGAGGACAGCAAAUAUCUAGACAUACUUUAAGGUGAAAGAUCAGGCUCUAGAGGUGAAUAUUUCUCUAUUGAUCAUAGAGAGAGCAGGAUCCUGGCAGUAGGCUAGCUACUUAUAGCAGUAUUUGCCUAUAUAAAGGGAUCUUGAAAUAUCCUUGCAGCUCCAGUAGACACAUCUGCACAAGGCUUAAAGAAACAUGUUUCUUUCAGAGGUGCCAGCUGGGACUGGGAAAGGAUCCUCCUAGUAUCUAAAAUCACACUAGGCAUCUCUGGCUAGGAAACGCAUCUGUCUGCUUAUAGUUGAAUACAUCAAAGUCAUGUGUCAGAGCACCCUUUUGAGUCAGUGGCCAUCCUGCCAGUAAUCCAUGGAGUUCAGAGAAAACAGAUCUUUCUCCAAUCUAUUCAAGACCUAGAAUCCAUCGAUUAGCAUGGGAGCUUUGACAAAUAGCAUAAGCAUAAACAGAUCUUCACAUUUCAUAAUCUAAAGCUAUAUCAGGUCACCUAAGAUGCCUUUCUACCCCUGUAUGCCUGGUGUCAUUUGAAAUAAACUAGAUUUUCAGUGCAGCUGCAGCACAGAUGCAAGUCUCCUUCCUGUCACAUCUGUUAUCUGCUAGCCCCAAGCAGAUAUAUUACUGAUACCUGUUGGCUUUUCACGUUACAGUAAGCAUCCAUCCAGAAUCUUCAACUUCUAAACAAGACAAACCCUUGAAAAAUCCCAUCUUCAGAACAAAAUCAGCCUUCCUUUCUAUUAGAGUAAGCCAACUGGUUGAAGUACAUCCUUCACCCCUGGAUAGCAGAGCCUAAGAGGAAGCAGGAUUUGACUCCUUCAGACUCUGCCAUCUCCUGCCAUUGUUGUUUCUUGUCUUCACCUACACUAAGCUUACACUGAAGAUGAAUUUCAAGUAUUGUUUUGCACUGGUAGCUUUUCACAGACAUAGUGUCUUUUAUUAUGAUUUUUCAAAAAGCAAUGCUGUGUAAAAGAGUUGAGUAGAAGCUGAGAGCUUGUGAGGAUCUCUGAGACAAGUGCUGUUUCAAAGCUUUCAUGCAGUUUUGCAAUGCUUACUUAUCAAACAAACCAAGCAGUACAGCUACAUUCCUGCCAAAACAAAGGCCUUAUCCAGAGCUCUUUGAGGUUGGUGGGAGGCCUCUUGGUUGACUACAGUUAGAGUUGUACCGUGCCCCUUGAGGUUUUCUUGACAAGUUACUCUCUCAGCCAUGCAGUUUCAAAGCAUAAUUUGUUUCUUUUGGAUCUGAACUUGCUGUGCUUCCUUCUCCAAUGAAAAGUUCUCCACGUCCCCUUUCAGUGCAAGUCCCCUUCUCUGUGCUCCUUUUGUACAUGAAACUUCUAAAAACGCUCUUCUUUGGGGUCUGAAAUAGCUUUUUUCCUCCCUUUGGUUGUUUAUUUUGAGCCAUGCCUAUAGGAGUUUGGAUAUUUCUAUGUAUCAGUACUUAUUUUUGUGAUCUUUUGUUUCUUGACAAAAACUGGGAAAAAAAAGCACUGCUGAACUAUUGUAAUUUGUAAGCUUGUUAUUCGUUGUUUGUAAUGUACUGAGUGAGUCUACAAGCCAAGCUAAGGAAGGAUUAAGGCAACAAUUUCUGUUGACAGCUGCUCCAUAUCUAGUUCACCUGAUUUAUUUUUCUCCCUCUCCUUUUUUCUUUAACAUGGGGGGCUAUUGAAUUGGUGGUAGGAGACAGAAGAACUCAAGUUAUUGUGCUAACUAAGGUUAUUAUUUUUCUCCUGGCAGUCACAGAAAACAGAAUUUGAAGAAAUGACAUGAUUCUCAAAAUAUCAGCCAGAUAUUCAGCUAUGAGACUGUACUCCACCAUGAGCUGUAGUCACCUAGGGAUGGUGACCUGUAAGAGCAAAUGGGGACAUUACCUUGCCAAAUUACAAUUGCAGCGAGACAGUGAAUGAGGGAAAUGCUCUCAGAAAGGUAAAGCUGUUGGAACUCAUGCAUGGUAAUCCUCAGGUGGAU